GAUUGCUGUUUAUAAAGCCAUAUAUCCAACAAUAGGAGUUCUCUCAGAUGUCCUAGCAGCUAUUGACCAAGCAGCGUUAGACGGGGUGGAUAUCUUAUCUCUGUCAAUAGGUCCAGAUGACCCACCAGAAGAAGCACUCACAUUCUUGGCAUUGUUUGAGAUCUUCAUGUUGGCAGCACACAAAGCUGGAGUUUUUGUUGUCCAAGCUGCUGGGAACCACGGCCCCAGUCCUUACAGUGUGAUCUCCUUUAGCCCAUGGACAGUGGGAGUUGCAGCCUGUGACACAGAUAGGAGUUUCCCUGGAUCUCUCAUUCUUGGUGAUGGUAAGAAAAUCAGUGGUAUAGGCUUGUCAGCAUCAACGUUCGAUGGGGGAGUUCUUCAACAUAAGCUGGUUUUGGCUAAGGAUGCCAUAAGGGCAAACAGAGUGUUCCCUAUGACAGCAGAGUACAUAGAGGAGUGUCAACAUCCAGAGGCACUAAACCCUUUUUUGGUGGAAGGGAGUUUGGUGAUCUGCAGCUUCUCAGCUGGUUUUUCUAAUGGAUCGUCAAGUCUAACAUCAAUCAUAAAGACAGCAAAGGCUCUUCGGUUUGCAGGAUUUGUAUUUGUUGCUAAUCCAACCUAUGGUGAUUUCAUAGCUGAGCCUAUCCCCUUCCAUGUUCCCGGCAUUCUGAUCCCAAGAACCAGUGACACACAAAUCAUAUUGACCUACUAUGAGAACCAGACAACAAGGGACACUCAUGGAUAUGUAACCAAGUAUAGCGGGCGUGCUGCCAUAACCGAGGGAAGAAUCGCUAGUUACUCAAACCGAGCUCCAGUUGUUAGCAGGUUUUCUUCAAGAGGUCCUGAUUUCAGUGGUCAAAGUAGGAAUCCAGCUGAUGUGCUAAAGCCUAACCUUCUAGCUCCAGGGCACCAGAUAUGGGCAGCUUGGAGCCCCAUGAGUGUUUCAGAUCCCAUUCUAUCUGGACACAAUUUUGCACUUAUCUCGGGGACGAGCAUGGCUACACCACAUGUUGCAGGCAUAGCUGCGCUCAUAAAGCAGAAAUAUCCUACGUGGACGCCGUCCAUGAUAGCUUCUGCAUUGUCAACCACUGCCACCACACAAGACAAUCUUGGAGACACCAUAAUGGCUCAAGGACUUGACCUCUACAGCUUACACCCCUCGGCGCCGUUCGGUUUUGGAUCGGGUCUCGUUAACCCCUCCCGCGCACUCGAUCCCGGUCUAGUCUUCUCAGCAGCCU
Messenger RNA from Cuscuta epithymum, 1238 nucleotides. Lineage: Eukaryota; Viridiplantae; Streptophyta; Magnoliopsida; Solanales; Convolvulaceae. The record is from the annotation of a GenBank genome assembly.